AUGUCUUCUCAAUCUACCUUCUCCAUCUCCAAGCUCAAAAACCACCGCGUUCUCGUCAUUGGUGGAUCUUCCGGCAUUGGCUUCGGCGUCGCUGAAGCCUUGAUCGCCAAUGGUGUAUUCGUCAUAAUUUCUUCUUCAUCCGAGAGUCGAAUCUCAAGCGCUGUGAAGAAAUUGGAAGACAAAUACCCUACAUCUCGCGGCCAUAUUCAGGCCUUCGUCUGUGAUCUGAGCUCGCCAGAUACUGCCGAGUCUGAAGUCAAGAGGCUCUUCGAACAGGUGGCUGAAGGUGGCAAGCUCGACCAUAUUGUCUACACGGCCGGCGAUGCUAUGCUGAUUGGAAAUCUCGAGGGGUUUAGUUUAUCUCAGAUCUAUCAAGCCGGCAUGGUGCGCUUCUUCGGUCCCAUCCUUGUGGCUCAGCACCUCAAGACCGCUCUAAAAGAAGGGCCAGCAUCAUCAUUCACACUCACCACUGGCCUGGCCCCAAAGCGUCCACCAAAGGACUUUGCAAUAAUCUCCGCCUACCUGGCAGGUCUUGACGGAGUGGUCAGCGGCCUCGCGCGUGACCUGGCCCCUAUCCGGGUGAACCAGGUCAGUCUGGGCGCCAUCGACACAGAGCUGUGGGACCAUAUUCGGCAAGCGGGAGGUUUUGAGCAGUUCAGAGCUGAUUUUGAAGACCGCACGCUUACUAACUCGAUGGGAAAUGUGGAGGAUGUGGCGGAGAGUUAUUUGUAUUUGAUGAAGGAUAAGAAUGCUACGGGUAGUACCGUGCGUACUGAUGGAGGUCUUCUUCUUAUUUGA
Fusarium sp. VM40 is the source of this 798-nucleotide messenger RNA. NCBI's taxonomy places the organism in Eukaryota, Fungi, Ascomycota, Sordariomycetes, Hypocreales, Nectriaceae. The record is from the annotation of a GenBank genome assembly.